AUGACGUACAGUGAGGAGGCCAUCGUGGCUGGCCUGCCAAAAGUGAGUGGCAAUGAAGGUGGUGAGAUCAGGGAGAGGGCAGAGGCCCGGGUCAUGCGUAGCCCUGUGGGAUUUGGCGAGAACUCUAGGUUUCGUUUUGAGGGCAACUCUUUCCCUCCAGAGGUGAGGCCCUUCCUGGGUCAGCCCCAACAGAAGGGCUGGCUGAGCUGUCCCAGUCGGCAGGCUCUUCUGUCCAGGUUUGCUCUGGCCAACUCCAUCCCACAGCAUCAUCACCAGGACCAAGGUGGCCCAGAGUCGGUGACGAGUGGCAGCCGGAGCAUCUUGAUCCCUGGGCUCCAUGUGGGUGGAAGAACAGGGGAGAUAAAAUACUGGUGGGGAAGGAGGUUUGUGCGGAAGGAGGAUGUUUACGAGUAUUACCCUCAGGUUCCACCAGGACCAGCCAACCAUGGAGAGGGGAAACCACACACAAGCGCCUCUGAGUUCAUCCUCCUAGGGCUCUCCAGCCAGCCCGAGAGGCAGGAGCUGACCUUCGGGCUCUUCCUUGUCACGUACCUGGUCGGGGCAGCGGGGCACUUGCUCAUCAUCCUGGCCAUUGGCUCAGACUCCUACCUCCACACGCCCAAGGACUUCUUCCUCAGCAACCUCUCCCUGGUAGAUUUCUGCUUCAUCUCCGCCACAGUCCCCAAGAUGCUGGUGAACAUCCAGACACAGACUCAGUCCAUUUCCUAUGGCUGCUGCCUAGCCCAGAUCAACAUGGACAACUUCCUCCUGACGGCCAUGGCUUAUGACCUCUACACAGCGAUCUGCCAGCCCCUGCAGUACGCCACGAUGAUGAGUCUGCCAGCCUGGGCCCUGAUGCUGGGGAGCUCCCGGCGCCUCGCCAACUUCCACUCCCUGCUACACACCCUCCUCAUGGCCCGGCUGGAGUCCUGUGCCAGCAACGUCAUCCCUUACCCCUUCUGUGACCUUGCUCCCCUGCUCCAGCUCUCCUGCUCCAACACCCAACUCAACCAACUCAUGAUUCUGCCGGAGGGGGACCUGAGGGUCCUCAUCCCCUUCCUUGGCAUUCUCGUCUCCUACAUCCACAUUGUGUCUGCUGUGAUCCAGGUCCCAUCUGCCUGGGGCAAACCAAAGGCCUUUUCCACCUGCGGCUCCCACCUUGCUGUGGUCAUUCUCUUCUAUGGGACCAUCACAGGGGUCUACCUGAGUCCCUCAUCCUCCCAGGCAGCUGACAAGGAUUCUCUGGCUUCAGUAAUGUAGAUGGUGGUCACCCCCAUGCUGAAUCCCUUUAUCUACUGCCUGAGGAACAAGGACAUGAAGGGAGCUCUAAGGAAACUGGUCAACCUGAAGGCUUUAUCCCAUGGGCUGUGA
Eubalaena glacialis (North Atlantic right whale) is the source of this 1371-nucleotide messenger RNA. Its product is annotated as olfactory receptor 1361-like. The transcript has 4 exons. Gene Ontology annotation, cellular component: membrane. Gene Ontology annotation, molecular function: olfactory receptor activity; G protein-coupled receptor activity. NCBI's taxonomy places the organism in Eukaryota, Metazoa, Chordata, Mammalia, Artiodactyla, Balaenidae. Gene Ontology annotation, biological process: G protein-coupled receptor signaling pathway. The record is from RefSeq and is a predicted model, not a curated record.